GCAUAUCUUCUGCUUGCUUUCACUGGCGGUAGCACUGCAGUCAAUCGCCCAAGGCACGGCAAAUUCCUCUGCUAAGCCUGGCUGCGAAAGCAGAUGUGGAAAUAUAGAAGUUCCAUACCCGUUUGGAAUCGGUAACGGAUCGGUUUGUUCCCUGAACUCGCGGUUUAAUAUUCAGUGUGAUACUUCUGUUAACCCUCCAAAACCCUACCUUGGUACGACAGGCAUUGAGGUUACCAGAAUAUCAGAAUCUGCAAUCUAUCUUAAGUACUUUGGCCGGAUGGCGAUUGCCUGCUAUGAUAUGCAAUUCUAUAACAAGACUACGGAUUUACCUUUAGAAUUGAACUUUACAUCUGUUCCUUUUACCUUGUCUGAUGCAAAUCAGAUCAUAUCUUUUGGCUGUGAUGACUUGGUUAGUGUACAAGGAGUAUCCAAUUCAAACCGAAGUAACUUCAUCGAUGGUUGUGUGUCGUCCUGUUCUCAGCCUGAUGGGAUCGGACAAUGUCCAGGCAACGGCUGUUGCCAGACCUCCAUACCUAAAGGCACUGUUUCCCUCAGUCCCAACCUGUCUGACGUCCACAGUCAUUGGCGAAGAGAAAGCAAACUUUUCCCUUGCAGCUUUGCCUUCGUUGGAAUGAUGAAUACUACUAUCCGUAAUUUUACUUUCCGUUUAUCAGAUCUCAAUGAUUCAAUAACAUUUCUAAAUAAUACAAUGUUAACCGAUAUGCCAUUGGUGUUGGACUGGAAGAUUGGUUCCAGAAAUUGCACCGAAGUACAAAAUUCGACAGAUUAUGCGUGUCAAUGGAAUAGUAAAUGCGUUGAUUCCGAUACCGGCAUUGAAGGAUACCGCUGCAGCUGCUGGGAAGGAUACGAGGGGAACCCUUAUCUCAGUCCAGGAUGCACUGAUAUCGAUGAAUGCAAAAAUGAAUUCUAUAAUUCAUGUGUCUCAAAUGGGAUUUGCACCAAUACUCAGGGUUCUUAUAGAUGUUCCUGCCCCAAGGGUUAUUAUGGUGAUGGAAUGAAAGAUGGUAGAGGUUGUUUCCGGGUGCCAGGACCCAAAGUGGCAGUAGGAGCAGGUUUGGGCUCUGUAAUGGGAUUACUUCUACUAUUAUCAACUUGCUUCUGGUUGCACAAGUUUCAGAAGAAGAGAAAGAUCAAAAUGCGCGAUGAAAAAUUCUUUAAACGAAAUGGAGGACUUUUGCUACAACAACAAAUAUCAACCAACGAACACAUACUCGAGAAAACAAAACUUUUCACUUCUAAAGAACUAGAGAAAGCAACCGAUCACUUCAAUGAAAGUCGAAUACUUGGCCAAGGAGGACAAGGGACAGUUUAUAAAGGUAUGUUAUCAGAUGGGAAAAUCAUAGCAAUCAAGAAAUCCAUAUUGGUAGAUGAAAACCAAGUGGAGCAGUUCAUUAACGAGAUUGUCUUACUCUCACAAAUCAAUCAUAGGAAUGUAGUGAAGCUACUAGGAUGUUGUUUAGUAACAGAAGUUCCUUUGUUAGUUUAUGAAUUCAUCUCCAAUGGAAACCUUUUCGAUCAUAUCCAUGAUGAUAGUCCUGACUUCCCAUUUUCAUGGAAUAUGCGCUUGAAAAUUGCACUAGAAGUUGCCGGAGCACUUGCCCAUCUUCACUAUGCAACUUCUCUUCCAAUCUAUCAUAGAGAUAUCAAGUCUAGUAACACACUUUUGGAUGAAAAGUAUGUAGCCAAAGUUUCAGACUUCGGAAUUUCAAGGUCAAUUGCAGUCGAUCAAACUCAUGUAACAACCAUAGUGAAAGGGACAUUCGGAUAUCUUGAUCCCGAAUACUUUCAAUCCAGUCAAUUGACAGAAAAAAGUGAUGUUUAUAGUUUUGGAGUUGUUCUUGUUGAGCUUUUAACUGGGAAAAGGCCAAUUUCUUCCGAUAGAACAGAAAAGGAAAAAUGUUUGGCAACACGAUUUCGAUCAUGCAUGGAAAGGAACAAUCUUGAAACAAUUCUUGACUCUCAGAUUUUAAAGCAAGGUGGGAGAGAAGAGCUUAUUGCAAUUGCUAAACUUGCACAAAGAUGCUUAAAUUUGAAGGGAAAGAAUAGGCCAACUAUGAAAGAAGUAGUAUUGGAGUUAGAAGGUAUUAGAAUGUCUCAAACAUUUUUGACUAACAUAGAAACUACAUUCCAAGGGGUAAAUUUGCACAAAGAAAAAUCAAUGUUGCUCUCGAAUGAUGACUACACAUGGACAAGUACGAUUGACAGCACCAUCUCAUCAUUAGAUGUCACUCCCUUAGUGGUUAACACAAUUUGAUUCUUAAUGCCAUUUAUCAGCAUUUAUGUGUUUUUGUUAUGUUUGUUGAUGAAAGAAAUGUUAGAUUUUUAUUUUUGGUAUAGAGUUUAUGGCCUUUUGUUGAUUUCCAAGUCAUGAAGCAGAUGCUAAGGUUACGUGUGCAUUGUUCUAAACUAUUUAAGAAAUAUAUAUUUUAUGUUUAUCGUA
Olea europaea var. sylvestris is the source of this 2461-nucleotide messenger RNA. Its product is annotated as putative wall-associated receptor kinase-like 16. Gene Ontology annotation, cellular component: plasma membrane. Gene Ontology annotation, biological process: protein phosphorylation; cell surface receptor signaling pathway. Lineage: Eukaryota; Viridiplantae; Streptophyta; Magnoliopsida; Lamiales; Oleaceae. The coding region runs from base 278 to 2275 and encodes 665 amino acids. The transcript is spliced from 3 exons. Gene Ontology annotation, molecular function: ATP binding; calcium ion binding; protein serine/threonine kinase activity. The record is from RefSeq and is a predicted model, not a curated record.